CACAGAAUACAGCCCAUAAUUUCCACAAAAUUCAGAAAACACUCCGGAACAAAAUUCAGAAAUCCUAAAAACCAGCAAACACUGAGAAUCGGAGCUCCAAAAAUUACUUGAAGUUCUUCCAUGGCGAGGCCUAAUCAGGAAGCAAUCGAGACCUUCAUCAACAUCACGGGCGCUUCCGAAACCAUCGCCGUGCAAAAGCUCGAGGAGCAUGGUGGCGAUCUCAAUGCAGCUGUGAAUGCGUACUUUACUGAAGGAGAUAGAAGCACAUCGGUGAAUGUGCAUGAUACACCUGUUUCAGCUCAAGAUGAUUUUAUGGAUAUCGAUGAUCCAGUUCCAGUUGGACCUUGGAGAGAUCCUCUAUCACUUCUAUCUGCAACCGUUGAUAUGAAUCCAUUUUCUAGUCUUAAUCCACACUUUGGUAGAACCAUAUUUGAUAGUAGUACAGAUUUUACAAACAGUACUCCAUUUGUUACUCGUCCAAGAGAGGUGAGGGAGAUCCCCAUUGAAGUCAAAGAUGGCGAUCAACCAUCUGGCCAUUCUGGCCGUGAUCCUAUCAUUGAUGAUGUCACUGGAACAGAGCAGGGAUAUGGCCCAGGUAUCCCUGGGACUGUUAUAAUUGAUGAGGAAGAUGAUGAUGAUAUUCCAGCUGCCCCAACUGUUCAGGCUGGGCAAAGGAGUGGACCGCAAGAUAUGUCUUCAGGUGAUGGAUCUCAUCACCCAAAUUUUGGACUUAGUGCUCCCCGAUUUGAUGAUGCGCAGGAUUAUAGCAAUGAUAUUGAAGAAGAAAUGAUUGAAGCUGCAAUUGAGGCUUCAAAACGCGAAGUUGAAGAAAACCAACCAAAUCAACAGUUUGGUGCUUCAAGUUUUGAUGAUAAUCGGCCUCAGCAAAGGCCGCCUCAGCUAGAGGAUCCUGAACUUGCACAUGCAGUUUCAUUGUCACUGAAGACAGCAGAACAAGAGAAAACAUUGCGUGGCCAGGGGGAAAAUGUUGGCCCAUCAGAAACUGUACCUUCUAAGGAAGCUGAGGUGGAGCUGGGAAAGUUAGCAGCAUCAAAUGGAAGGUUGGAGGCAGAAAGCUCAUCCAUCCAAGAAGAAACUGAAGAUGUGGAGGAGCAGCCUCUUGUCAGACAUAGGUCCAUGCGCAUGUCUUCUGACUAUGUGGAGACUGCAAAAGAAGUUGGAGCUGAUGAGGAUAAUGCACCUUCAAGUCCUGGAGAGCAGGAUAUGGGUAGUCAUCCUAGGCACAGUGACAGCGUCUUCCCUUCUGAGUGGGGAGGCAUUUCUUCAGAGGAGCAUGACGAAGCAGUGAUGCUUGAGGCUGCAAUGUUUGGUGGAAUUCCUGAAGGGACUGGAUAUCGCCUUCCCUAUGCUAUGCGGCCUGACGGUUCAUAUGUCUGGCCAUCACCUCGUCCUCCUUCACCCUCUCUUACAGCGCAGCGGUUGAUACGUGAACAACAGGACGAUGAAUAUCUUGCAUCACUUCAAGCUGACAGAGAAAAAGAAUUGAAGGCUAUUGUGGAAGCUGAAGCUCUUCGUGAAGAAGACAGACUAAAAGAGGAAGAAUUGAGGAGGAAAAUCGAGGAGGAGCAGGAAUUGGAGAGACAAUUAGCAGCAAAAGAAGCUACUCUCCCUCAAGAACCAGCAUCAGAUGAUGAGAAUGCUGUAACCCUUCUGGUGCGAAUGCCAGAUGGCAGCCGCCACGGCCGUCGAUUUCUCAGGACAGACAAGCUGCAGUCUCUUUUCGACUUUAUUGACAUUAGCAGAAGGGUCAAACCUGGCUCUUACAGAGUGGGAGAAAAUAGAACAAAACUGCGUACGAAUGCAAUGAAUCCUAAACAUCUCGAGAUGUUAAUUGUAAACAGGUGAGGCCAUUCCCCAGGCGUGCUUUUAGCGAAGGAGAAAGUGCAUUGACGCUGAAUGAACUUGGACUUACCAGCAAACAAGAAGCUUUGUUUUUGGAGUCGAUAUAGCAGCUGGCUCUAAAAUGUAGAAAGGUAGAACCCGGUUUUAUUUUAUCUGCAUGUAUUGUUGAAUGAAAUCCUGGUUUUCAAUUGGUUUUUGGGGGGUGUUUGGAUGAAAUGCUUCAUACAUGGAUUUGAGGACAUGGGCAGAAUCAAAUUUAAAUGCAGAAUAAUUAAGGUCAUUUUAUGUUUCCAUCA
Molecule: messenger RNA, 2159 nt
Organism: Malus domestica (apple)
Lineage: Eukaryota; Viridiplantae; Streptophyta; Magnoliopsida; Rosales; Rosaceae
Product: plant UBX domain-containing protein 8
Cellular component (GO): endoplasmic reticulum
Molecular function (GO): ubiquitin binding
Source: RefSeq, a predicted model, not a curated record